AUGGCCUCUUCUCCUGUCCCAGCGACCUGUAAGGUUAUCUUGGCCCAGGGAAUUGCUAAAAAGUUACUUGGAGAAGUUUCCACCGAUCUACAAAAGCUCUCUUUUAAGCCUAAGCUUGUUGGAUUACUGGCAAAUGAAGAUCCUGCAGCUCAACAGUAUGCGGACUGGUCGAUGGCUACCUGCAUUGAGAAUGGAUUCGACUUUGAGCUACGAAAGUUCACCAAGGAGGAGAUCGAAGAUGAAAUCCUAAAAGCCAACAACGACGAGUCCAUUCAUGGUAUCAUAGUAUACUACCCCAUCUUCCCUGCGCCAUCUCUCCAAGAUGGAUAUGUCCAACAAAUAGUUGCAUUAAACAAAGAUGUAGAAGGGCUGGCACACACCUACCGAUUCAACAUGUACCAAAACAUACGAUUUCUCGACGCCCCUUACAAUACCCAAAAGUCGAUUUUACCCUGCACACCAUUAGCUGUUGUCAAAGUACUCGAACACCUACAAAUUUACAACUCAGUCCUACCAUAUGGCAAUCGUUUAUACGGAAAGACAAUCACUGUAUUCAACCGCUCGGAGGUAGUUGGUCGUCCCUUGGCUGCAUUACUUGCGAAUGAUGGAGCCACGGUCUAUUCGUGUGAUCUUGAUGGGGUGAAGCUGUUUACUCGCGGAAAGGGUAUUAAAAAAAUCCGUCACGAGGUACAUGAUCUUGAAGGAAUGGAGAACGAUGAAUGCUUGUCCAAGAGUGAUGUUGUCAUUUCUGGUGUUCCAGGAGAGAGAUUCAAGAUCAAUACCGAUUUGAUCAGGGAUGGGGCUGUUUGUAUUAAUUUCUCAUCUCAAAAGAAUUUCGACGGUCCUGCUGUGAAGGAGAAGGCUUCCAUUUAUGUACCUUCAAUUGGAAAGGUCACAAUUGCCGUUCUCUUGAGAAACCUCUUGAGAUUAGUAGAUAACCAAGGCAAGGGCGCCGCCAAGCCAGUGGAGAAUCUGAGUUGA
This is a messenger RNA of Sclerotinia borealis F-4128, 981 nucleotides long. The record is from the annotation of a GenBank genome assembly. NCBI's taxonomy places the organism in Eukaryota, Fungi, Ascomycota, Leotiomycetes, Helotiales, Sclerotiniaceae.